Scedosporium apiospermum is the source of this 1311-nucleotide messenger RNA. RefSeq lists its product as uncharacterized. The transcript has 6 exons. The record is from RefSeq and is a predicted model, not a curated record. Gene Ontology annotation, molecular function: DNA binding; zinc ion binding. Gene Ontology annotation, biological process: DNA-templated transcription. The coding region runs from base 1 to 1311 and encodes 436 amino acids. NCBI's taxonomy places the organism in Eukaryota, Fungi, Ascomycota, Sordariomycetes, Microascales, Microascaceae.
AUGGCAUCCAGCCGGGCAAGCCAGGACGGCGCAAGCCAGGACGGCGCAAACCCCGACGCGGAGCCAGGGAUGCCCUGGAUCGACCACUUGACGCCAGAAGUAGCAGAUGAGCCCACCACCGAAAUGAGGAUCGAUCCGGCGCUUCCGACACACUGCAAUCUCGAGGACGAGCUCAUCGCGCCGGCCCACUGGACGCCCGAGCAGAACUAUGGCCAAGAUGGAUCAACGCAGGACUUUGGGCACGUUUUGCGCCAGCUGGGCAUCGGCGUGUCAUCAAACUUCUGGGACAUGGAGCGGCCCAUGCUGCCCAGCCUCACCGAUCUCGGUGCCGCGCCUAUCCCCGUGCCCGGGCACGCUCCCUUAAGCGGCGCCACGGACCGUGUCUUGCAAGCGCAUUCCCCAGUCGGGGUUGCCAGAUACUUUGCUUCUCCUCCUCGAUCGACGACCAAUUCUGCGAAUGGAAGGGUUUCGAGUCUGGAGUUGCUAACGAAGAGGGAUGCCGAUGGAGAGAACGUGAGGCGAUCCGUGCCGGCCGGCGUGUUCAUACGGAAGGAUGAAACAGUCGCCAACUACAUCGGUCUUAACUCGGUAGGCGCUACUCUAGCUCUCUGCCUAAAAGAUGGCAUUGAGAGUCAAAAGGCACCCAUCAGUGCGACCUACUUUCGAAACCUCAACGAUUUCUAUCCGAUCGUCGACGAAGAAUCCUACCGAACCAAUGUCGAAACCCUGUACGGGCCUAGCCGACAUAUGCUUGGCAUCCUCGACUAUUCCAUCUUCCUCUUGGUAGUGUCCAUUGGCCGGCUGAGCAUGAGGCACGGGUCCAACAAGUCUGACGCUGGCAACGACAACGAAAACGAAAACGAUAACCUCGCGGAAACUACCUACGAAAAGGCGUGGUCUAUGAUUCAUGACUCUAUAGCGACACCUUGCGAGGGCUCUUUACAGAUUCUUUUGUUACAUGUGGCACGUAAUUUGUAUUUCGGUAGAUGCGGGAUGGCGUGGGUCUUCUGCGGACUUGCUCUGCGCAUCGCCAUGUCACUAGUGGUGCUGGGGACCUCCAAGGCGAAAGGCUUCCAAACCACAAACUACAUGGCAGCCAUGGCCGUCCUAUACCGGAACAUCUGUAGGAACCCGCUACACUUGGCUGCUCGAGCGGACCUAGAGCACCUACGCGCGUGUAAGCUGCACCUUGAGCGCGAUACCCCUCACAACGUUACGGGACCUUCGUUGAAGGCUCUGUUUGACUAUAUGGUCACUUCUGCACAUGAUCUGGUAUGGAAGCCUAGCUCUAGCGCUCCGGAAAGAGUAUGA